Gekko japonicus is the source of this 4097-nucleotide messenger RNA. It is a transcript of the gene CCAR2, whose product is annotated as cell cycle and apoptosis regulator 2. Gene Ontology annotation, biological process: regulation of DNA-templated transcription; RNA splicing. Bases 18 to 2981 code for a protein of 987 amino acids. Gene Ontology annotation, cellular component: nucleus; DBIRD complex. The record is from RefSeq and is a predicted model, not a curated record. The transcript is spliced from 20 exons. NCBI's taxonomy places the organism in Eukaryota, Metazoa, Chordata, Lepidosauria, Squamata, Gekkonidae. Gene Ontology annotation, molecular function: RNA polymerase II complex binding.
AGAUUCAGCUUUUCCAAAUGGCCCAGUUCAAGCGCCAGAAGCAGCUGAGAAUCGGCAGUCAUCAGGGAUCCAGAUCAUUCACAGGAACACAACCCACCUCUUUACUAGGUCCUGCACCUGGCCUAUUAAAUCCUCCUAUAUCAGCAGAUAUUAUCCAGGCAACACGGCAUCUUCAGGGGGGAGAGAAGCAGCGAGUUUUUACUGGAAUAGUUACCAGCCUCCAUGAUUAUUUUGGAGUGGUGGACGAUGAAGUUUUCUUCCAGCUAAGUGUUGUCAAAGGCCGGAUGCCACAGAUUGGUGAGAAAGUGUUGGUGAAAGCUGUCUACAACCCAAGUCAGUCAGUGCCUUGGAAUGCCUUGAAGGUCCAGACUCUGUCAAAUCAGCCUCUUCUGAAGGCCCCCACACCUCUUCUCCAUGUGACUUCCUUGGGACAGAAGCAAGGCAUCCUGGGAUCUCAGCCCCAAUUACUGUUUCAGCCUCACCGAAUCCCACCUCUCUUUCCCCAGAAACCCAUGAGCCUCUUCCAGACAUCUCCAUCACUCCACCUAGGUCAUCUUGGAAGAUACACUGGUCGGGGCCCAAAGGGCAGACAGGAUUCAGGCAGAUGGGAUGACUUUGAUUCCAAGAAACGGAAGCAGAAGGGUGGUGAGCCAUGGGGAGUGAAAAAGCCACGGCAUGAACCACCCCAGUACCGGUUCCGGUUGGCUUGCUACACUGUGAACAGUCCCUUCUGUGAUGCCAUGGAAAUCUUGAGGCGUUAUAGCAGUAUCCAGUUGCCCAAGGAGUUCUAUGACGUCCGCCUCUGCUGGCUGGACACCUUUCCGCUUACUCAGCCACUAACCCUCAGGCACCCCAGCCGUAUCCAGGUGGCUAGUCCUACCGAAGAAGUACCUCCAACUGAGGAGGGGACUGCCCAGGGUGCUCAACCAGAGGACUCCAGCUCUGUGUUCAGUGCCAAGGUUUUGCUGCUGUCUUCUCCAGGCAUAGAAGAAUUCUACCGUAGUUGCUUGCUAUACAUUGAAGAUUCCAGUGAGCAGAGAGAGAAUCCCGAGCAUCCAACAAAGCAAAUUAAGUUCUUGCUGGGAAAGAAAACAGAUGAAGCAGUGCUGAUUGGAGGGGAGUGGUCCUCGUCUCUGGAUGGUCCUGACCCAGCCACAAACCCCAUGGUUCUGAUUCGCACGGCCAUUCGUUGCACCAAAGCGCAGACUGGUGUGGAUUUGAGUGCCUGUACCAAAUGGUUCCGAUUUGCGGAGUUCAGAUAUCUGCAUGAAGGAAGCCCCUCUCAUCAGGAGCAGGUGGUGGUCUUCCUGCCUGACAUCUGGAGCUGCAUGCCUUCGCUAGAGGAAUGGGAGGCCUUGUGCAAGCAGAAAGCCGAAAAGGCUCCACCACCGUCAGAAGAGAAAGUGGAGAUGGAAGUCGAACCUGAACAGGCCUCCAAGCCAGCCGUUGAGGAGGAGAUGGAGGCCAGCGAGCAGGAAGGAGACUCGGCCGAAUCUGCCCCUGAACCAGCUGUGGAGCCCCCGGCACCUGAACCAGAGGCCCCAACUGCCCCCCUGGAACCGGCCAUCAUUGCUCAUCCCCAGCCAGCCCUGCAGGGGGGGCAGCCCAGCUGCGCCAACAUCUCUCUCUAUGCCCUGCUGGAGUACAGGCGGCAGCGGGAGAAGCUCUCCUUUGAGGUGGCAGUGGUGGCCGAGUUCUUCCAGGAGAUGCUUCAACGGGAUUUCGGCUAUAAGCUCUACAAGGCAUUACUGGCCCUGCCAGAGAAGGAAGAGCCUCUGGAGGCAAAGAACCCCGAACCAGAGAAAGCAGCUGAUAUGGAGAAGGAGGGAGAGAGUGAAGUUAAAGAAGAAUCUAAAGAAGAGUCUAAAGAAAAUCUAGGGGCAGAGGAGGCACCUGCCAUUAACCAGGAGGAUGCUCAGAAGGAGGAGGGAAGCAACGUGGAGGAGAAGCCUGCAGGUCAAGACGGGGCCAACGCACCUAAGGAGAAGAGCAGUGGGAGUGUCAAAGCAGACUCAAAGGACUCUACCGAUGAGCUGUGUGAUCUAAGCCUGGAAGAUGACCUGCUGCUCCUGAGAGAGGAAGAGGAGGAGGAUUUUGGUGUCAAGCUGGAAGAUGCUGAAGUGAGAUCAGUCGCAUCCAAUCAGUCAGAGAUUGAAUUCUCCUCACUUCAUGAUGUGCCCAGAGAGUUGGACCCGAGUGCUGUGCUGCCACUGGAUGCCCUCCUUGCCUUUGUUUACUUUGACUUGAAUUUCUGUGGCUAUGUGCACCGGAAGGAUAUCGAGAAGCUUCUCCUAACCUUGGGGCUGCAUCUCUGCAAAGAGCAGGUGAAGCGCCUGGUGAACAGGGUGGUGACGCAGUUCGUGUGCCGCUACUCCAGCCUACGCUACAACCGGCAGGAAGGGACUGAGCCAGGUCCUGAUGAGGAGCCAUUAGGGAACCUUGCCUUACUGCGUUCAUCAUCCUCCCUUCCCAAGAGUACCUCCAAGCCAAAUCUGGAGACUCAGUCCGGCAAUCUAGUUUCAUACAAUGGAACUGUCCUUAACGUGAGCAAACUGCUGGAGAAGGCAGAGCAGACAGAAAACAGUCGCCUCUAUCUGGAGAACAAAAUCCAUACACUGGAGCUCAAGUUGGAAGACACCCAGACCCGUUUCUCAACGACAGAGGCUUCCAACAAGGCCUUGGCAUCUGAAGUUCAGGAGCUGCAGAAGCGUCUCGCUGAGAUGGAGGAGCAGUCAAAAGUGGCUGAGAGGCAAAAAUCCCAUUUCCAGAGGCUGCUGCAAGAGAAUAAGAAGCGCCUGGUUCCGCUGCAGCUGGAAAUCCAAAAGAUCAUUGAGAAGACCAAUAACUGCUUAGAAAAGAAGGACCCGACACCCACAGCAGUUUCCAGCAAUUGCCCUUCCCCAGAGCAGCUCAGCAAAAGUUCUGUGCCCUGGGUUGAUAGUUUGGGGCUGUGGGUCAGCGGUUGGGGGGUAAGCCUCUGACCCUUCAACCCUUUCACUGCCAGUGAGAGGCCAGAGCUGGUUUUCAUCCUGAACCACUAUCCCCCCCCAGGCUUGGGGAAAGGGCCACCUAGUCUAAACAUGGCCGGGAUCCACAGUUCAUAUGCUGGAGCCACCAUUAUUGUUUAAAGGAUACCCAUUAGGUAGGAGUUUUGAUGGUCUAUUGUGUGAGUGGAGGAGCUGCAGUACAGACAUUUUCAAGGGUGUCUGCUAAGCAGCAAGAAUCAGAAGGGAAAGACAUUGCAUUACUAAGCCUUGAUGCCGUUGGAAAUGGACAGUAGGUGCCACACUGCUCCGAAGGGCAGGGCAGGGCAGGGCAUGGCUAGCCUCAAUGUGCUGCAUGGAGACUUUCUUCCUUCAGGCAUCCCCCUCUUCUCCCCCCACCCCGCUUUAGCUGAAGAAGGUGGCAUUCUGCCUGCCUUCGGACUGGAGGGCUAGGAAGGAAGCGUCAGCACCGCCGGGCAUUUAAGCCUCUGAACCAAUGUAGUGGUUCUGGGCCAUCUCACGUGCAGUGGAUCAUGCAGUUCCGUUGCUGCAGGCUCGUUUGUGGCCAUUCCUGUGAUAAACUGGCAGGGCAGUUUGUGGUUGUGGCUUGAAUUUAAAUCCUUGCACAUUCCCUGUGCAGAAUGCUAGCCCUUCAGGGAAGGGGGUGUGUGCCAUCUGGCUCUCUCGAGGUCAGUCCUGGGUCACUCAUUUGCCCUGUGUAGCUUUAAAGCCUCAGCAACCUCUGCUGUGCUUCCAUCAUCCAGCCUAGAAAUGCAGGUGAAAUUCUUGAGCAUCAGGUCUAGCCUGGGGGGUGGGGUGUCUUGUGUUAGGCAGCAGAGUGACUAGCUGGAAUGCAUUUGAGCAGAGUAGCAGAUUUCCAGAGGGCUGUGGUAGGUAGCCCAGUGGGGUCUCUGUGGUAGUUUUUAGCAGAGUAGAUGGGCUAAGGCAAGUGCUGUGGUGGGGGCCUCCCCCCCCAAGAAUCCUGCAGUAGGCAUUGAUUGCAUCUGCUCCCCCGACCCUCAGGUGGUCUGUCACUUCUGGAUGUGUUGCUUUUAGUCUGUAAAUGUGGUAACAACUUGUAUUUAACUGGCCAAGUUCCCUUUUAUAAAAGUC